Messenger RNA from Procambarus clarkii (red swamp crayfish), 978 nucleotides. Lineage: Eukaryota; Metazoa; Arthropoda; Malacostraca; Decapoda; Cambaridae. The record is from RefSeq and is a predicted model, not a curated record.
AUGACUUUCACAUCUAGACAAGGUGAAACACUCUACGACAAGAUGGAACACUCUGCGACAAGAUGGAACACUCUGCGACAAGGUGGAACAAUCUACGACAAGGUGGAACACUCUGCGACAAGAUGGAACACUCUGCGACAAGGUGGAACACUCUACGACAAGGUGGAACACUCCACGACAAGGGGGAACACUCCACGACAAGGUGGAACACUCCACGACAAGGGGGAACACUCCACGACAAGGUGGAACACUCCACGACAAGGUGGAACACUCCACGACAAGGUGGAACACUCCACGACAAGGUGGAACACUCUACGACAAGGUGGAACACUCUACGACAAGGUGGAAAAAUCUAUGACAAGGGGGAACACUCUACGACAAGGUGGAACACUCUACGACAAGGUGGAACACUCCACGACAAGGUGGAACACUCCACGACAAGGUAGAACACUCUACGACAAGGUGGAAAAAUCUAUGACAAGGGGGAACACUCUACGACAAGGUGGAACACUCUACGACAAGGUGGAACAGUCUACGACAAGGGGGAACACUCCACGACAAGGGGGAACACUCUACGACAAGGUGGAACACUCUACGACAAGGUGGAACACUCCACGACAAGGGGGCACACUCCACGACAAGGGGGAACACUCUACGACAAGGUGGAACACUCUACGACAAGGUGGAACACUCCACGACAAGGUGGAACACUCUACGACAAGGUGGAACACUCUACGACAAGGUGGAACACUCCACGACAAGGUGGAACACUCCACGACAAGGUGGAACACUCUACGACAAGGUGGAACACUCUACGACAAGGUGGAACACUCCACGACAAGGGGGAACACUCCACGACAAGGGGGAACACUCCACGACAAGGUGGAACACUCCACGACAAGGUGGAACAAUCUACUACAUAGUGAAACCAUCAAUUGGAAAGAAAGAGCGACCAACUGCAUAGUGUUACCACAAUAG